CAGCGGUUUUUUACAAGGACAACAUCAACGGAAAAAUGAAGUGGUGCCUAGCGGUAGUUGUCAUUCUGUUCCUGGGAAAAUGUUCACUUGGUCAGGUUAUCUCCUUGGGACAGUGCCCACAACAUCCGGUAGUGCAAAACUUCGAUCUUCCGGCUUACGUGGGUAGCUGGUACGAAAUGAGUCGAUACGAAAGGGAUACGCAACGCGGCGCUGAAUGCGUUCGCGUGAACUACAGCCUGAAUGAUGAUAAUUCGGUGCGUAUCGAAAACGAACAGCUGAUACCACCAAGCAGUGUAUUCGACGUGAUUGUUGGCCGAUCAGUGUUUUCAUUCCCCGAUGAAGUCCCGAUCCAGGGGAAAUUCAAUGUAACCUUCGGAGCGAUGCCUCCGAUAUUGUCCAAUUACUGGGUUUUGGAUACUGACUACACCAGUUUCUCAUUCAUCUGGGGCUGUUAUCCAGUUAGUGAUACUAUUCGUGCUGAAAACUUUUGGCUGCUAUCGAGGACGACUGAAAUCCCACAAGCUGCUGAAGCUCGGAUUGAGCAACUGAUUGAUCUCUAUUUAGUUCGAUCAUACAUUCGAACGACAAGCCAUGAUUUGUCCUACUGCCAAAACUAAGCUGAACCUAAUGGGUGCCAAUUGACGCUAAAAAAGGGGAGUAAUGAUCCGAAAGAAGAUAACAUUAUCCAAAUUCCAGUAUUACUUAUACACCUGAAUAAAUAUUAUUUAUUGACUACAGAAAAUGUCGCUUAAUUUCCUCUGGAAUAUAUUUCCGAUUGACCGAGUUUGAAACCCUCGAAAACAUUUAUUUCAAUUGAAUUGAGCUCACUUUGCCAGAUGCUGUUUUGAAAUGAAUAGAAAAAAACAAGCAACUCAUUCGAUAUGAUUC
This is a messenger RNA of Wyeomyia smithii (pitcher-plant mosquito), 888 nucleotides long. RefSeq names its product apolipoprotein D-like. The transcript has 5 exons. Gene Ontology annotation, molecular function: pigment binding. NCBI's taxonomy places the organism in Eukaryota, Metazoa, Arthropoda, Insecta, Diptera, Culicidae. The coding region runs from base 36 to 617 and encodes 193 amino acids. The record is from RefSeq and is a predicted model, not a curated record.